AUGGCUUUUAUUCUCGGCAGAGCCACUGCCUUCUCAGCUGAAGAUCGUGGACGCGCUGAGGAGGUUGUCGAGACACGGGAAUUCCGCAAUUGGGUCACCAGUAAAGAGAGAAGUAGUCUCGGAGACGGCGCUCUCCUGAUCCAUGGAGACUACGACCUUGGUGACUACCCCGAGAUUUCACCUCUAUCAGCGCUAUGCGUCGCCUUCGUGCAAAUGCUACGAAUCAGACACGACAAGUCCGGCAGAAACAAGGACAAGAGACUUGAGCACGCCAUUCAGGAAGCGCAAGGCUAUCCUGUCUAUGAAAAGUAUGCCAAACACUGGAAGAGGACCUAG
This is a messenger RNA of Colletotrichum fioriniae, 336 nucleotides long. Lineage: Eukaryota; Fungi; Ascomycota; Sordariomycetes; Glomerellales; Glomerellaceae. The record is from RefSeq and is a predicted model, not a curated record.